This is a messenger RNA of Pelecanus crispus (Dalmatian pelican), 2610 nucleotides long. Lineage: Eukaryota; Metazoa; Chordata; Aves; Pelecaniformes; Pelecanidae. The record is from RefSeq and is a predicted model, not a curated record.
GUAGCAAUAAAAAUCAUUGACAAAUCUCAGCUGGAUGCUGUGAAUCUGGAGAAGAUCUACCGAGAAGUGCAGAUAAUGAAAAUGCUUGAUCACCCACACAUUAUAAAGCUCUACCAGGUGAUGGAGACCAAAAGCAUGUUGUACCUUGUGACAGAAUUUGCCAAAAAUGGAGAAAUUUUCGAUUACCUCGCCAGCCAUGGCCGUCUAAAUGAGUCUGAGGCCAGGCGCAAAUUCUGGCAGAUCCUCUCAGCAGUGGAGUAUUGCCAUGGUCGAAAGAUUGUUCACCGUGACCUGAAGGCUGAAAAUCUUUUGCUUGACAACAACAUGAACAUCAAAAUAGCAGAUUUUGGAUUUGGAAAUUUCUAUAAGAGUGGUGAGCCUCUGACGACAUGGUGUGGAAGCCCACCAUAUGCAGCCCCAGAAGUCUUUGAAGGACAGCAAUACGAGGGACCCCAGCUGGAUAUCUGGAGCAUGGGUGUAGUUCUUUAUGUUUUGGUCUGUGGAGCAUUACCUUUUGAUGGACCAACACUCCCCAUACUGAGGCAACGAGUUCUUGAAGGAAGGUUCAGGAUCCCUUAUUUUAUGUCAGAAGAGUGUGAACAUCUGAUUAGAAGAAUGUUGGUCCUAGACCCAUCCAAACGGUUAACUAUUGCUCAGAUUAAGGAGCACAAGUGGAUGCUUAUAGAAGUUCCUGCACAGAGACCUAUUCUUUAUCCACCAGGAGAGGAGAAUGAGCCUUCCAUUGGAGAGUAUAAUGAGCAGGUCUUACGGCUAAUGCAUAGCCUUGGAAUAGACCAACAGAAAACUAUUGAGUCUCUGCAGAACAAGAGUUAUAACCACUUUGCUGCUAUCUAUUACUUGUUAGUGGAAAGACUCAAAUCACAUCGGAGUAGCUUCCCUGUGGAACAGAGACUUGAUCCUCGUCAGCGUCGGCCAAGCACCAUUGCUGAGCAGACAGUAGCCAAGGCACAAGCUGUGGUACCCUCAGUUAACUUGCAUUCACAAAACGCAAGGUUGUUGCAGUCUCCAGGUCUUCCCUCAGCUUCAGGAGCAGAAGCCUUUUCAUUCCCUCCAUCCAACUGCCAGGGAGAGUCAGCAUUUAUGGAGGAAGAAAGAGUUGAGACACCAAAGGUAAAUGGCUGCCUGCUAGAUCCUGUACCUCCCGUGGUGAUUAGGAAAGGAUGUCAAUCACUGCCUACCAGCAUGAUGGAAACUUCUAUUGAUGAAGGAAUAGAGGCAGAAGGAGAGUCAGAAGAUGACCCUGCACAGGCAUUCGCAGCCCUCCAAGCAGCUCGCUGUGGGAAGCGGCGUCACACUCUGGCAGAAGUUACCAAUCAGCUAGUGAUGAUGCCAGGCACAGGGAAAGUCUACUCGUUGGAUGAAAACUCAUCUCUGAGCAGUAUUGAUUCAGAGUAUGACAUGGGAUCCAUUCAGAGAGAUAUUAAAUUCCUGGAAGACACCCCUUCCUUGAAAGAAAUGGUGCUAACUAACCAGCAAGCACCAAGAAUGACAACACCUUUCAUAGGUCUGAGACCUGCCAAUCCAGCCAUGCAAGCACUCACCUCCCAAAAGCGUGAGGCCCACAACCGCUCUCCUGUCAGCUUCCGAGAGGGGCGCAGAGCUUCUGACACAUCCCUCACACAAGGAAUUGUAGCAUUUAGACAGCACCUCCAGAAUCUGGCACGAACCAAAGGAAUCCUGGAACUGAACAAAGUCCAGUUGCUGUAUGAACAGAUGGGAUCAGAAGAAGAACCUUCUCUGACAUCAACCGCCACCCAGUUGCAGGACCUCAUUAAUAGUCCUCCGCAGGAGGAAGCAUCUCAGCAGCAGCAGGAAGCUGCAUCUGCUUUCCCUAAUGGUGCACAUCCCCCAUUAUUAUCCAGGCGGCAAAGCUUAGAAAUGCAGUACUUACAGCACAGGCUCCAGAAACCCACUCUACUAUCAAAAGGUCAGAAUGCUUGCCAGCUGUACUGCAAAGAAUUGCCCCGGAGUCUGGAACAGCAGUUACAGGAGCAUAGGCUGCAUCAGAAGAGACUCUUUCUCCAGAAGCAGUCCCAGCUGCAGGCCUAUUUUAACCAGAUGCAAAUAGCUGAGAGCUCAUACUCACGGUCAAGUCAACUGCCACUUUCAUGCCAGGAGGAGCAACAACAACAACAGCAGCAGCAGCAAUCAACCCAGUUCAGCUUGCAGCAGCCUCUGAGCCCUGUGAUGGAGCCUUCCUCGGAACAAAUGCAAUACGACCCCUUCCUCAGUCAAUACCAGAAGGUGCAGCUGGAUCCACUGCCACCCUCCCAGAUCACCAGCCCAUCGCGGUUGUCAUCACCAGUUCAGGUGCAGCCGCCACCACAGUCCUUACAAUAUUCAUAUCAGACUUGUGAAUUGCCUGUUGUCACCUCUUCUGAGCCAGACUACCCAGACCAGUGCCAGUAUUCCAUGGACCCAGCACAACAGAGCAGUGUAGCAUUGCCUGACAGCCAGAGCAGCUCAGCAUCUCACGAGUCCCAGUCAAACUAUGAUGCAUUAACCCUCUCGGAAUUGCCUGGACUCUUUGAUUGUGAAAUGAUGGAGACUGUAGAUCCCCAGCACAGUGGCUAUGUCCUGGUGAAUUAA